GAGCGGCUGACAGGAGGGGCGGGCGGCUCCAGCACUUCUGGCGCCCAGGCCGGCGGGCGCGCUUCUAGGAUUCCCGUCUGCGUCGGGAGUCCCGGUGUGGCCAGCGGCAGCCGUGCGGACGGCCGGAGUCGGCGGUGGGAUGUGCUCAGCCAGGAGGCUGCUGCGGGGCGGCGCCGGCGGCGGGGAGCGCGACGAGGACGGGGCGGCGCCGGCAGGGCUGGCGGAGGAGCGGGAGCCCGGGGCGAGCCCGCGGCGCCGGCAGCCGCAGGACGAGGGCGAGCAGGAUGUUGAAGAACCACAAAACCACUCUGCCGAACCCAUUGGAGAUGACUACAAAAAGAUGGGAACACUUUUUGGUGAACUGAACAAAAACCUCCUCAACAUGGGCUUCACAAGGAUGUAUUUUGGAGAGCGAAUUGUGGAACCAGUAGUGGUCAUUUUCUUUUGGCUUAUGCUAUGGUUCCUGGGCCUGCAAGCCCUCGGACUAGUCGCUGUUCUUUGCCUUGUCAUUAUUUAUGUACAGCAGUAAAACACUGGACAUUUGGUAGCCAUGUAUGUAACUGAUAGAACUAUACACUUGGGCUUUUUGAAAGCCAAAAUACUUUGACAUAUUUCAUAUUGUGUACUGGCUAUUUUAUAAUUUAAAUUAUAAAUGAGUGUUCUUUAAAACUCAACUCUUUGUUAUAACAAGGAUGAAUAUAUAUUUUUGACUAUAUAUUAGCCUAUUCAAACUCUUUUUCACUCC
Molecule: messenger RNA, 745 nt
Organism: Arvicanthis niloticus (Nile rat)
Lineage: Eukaryota; Metazoa; Chordata; Mammalia; Rodentia; Muridae
Gene: Fam241a
Product: family with sequence similarity 241 member A
Cellular component (GO): intracellular membrane-bounded organelle
Source: RefSeq, a predicted model, not a curated record